AUGGCUGUGAGUGAAGAACCACUGACGAAGGUUUUGGGUGAGAUCAGCCGUGAUCACUUGGAGUGUGGCAUCUGUCACGAGCGAUACCAGACACCAAAGAUUCUCAAUUGUCUUCACAGCUUCUGUGAGAAUUGUCUUCUGUCGUACCAGAAAACACUGGAGUGUACGUCCGUAAUUCCUUGUCCCGUCUGCCGACGAGAUUCUCAGCUCCCGUCUGACGGGGUCUCGGGACUCAAGACCAACUUUCAUCUGAAGGAGAUUGUUGAAGAUUUCGCUCUGAAGGAGAAACUGACGCAGAAAGGGCGCCAGAAGAUACUCUGCGAUCUGUGCGAGCAGCAAGAGUCGCAGGUAAGAUGCAUGGACUGUUCUCUUGUACUUUGCAACCAGUGCCACAGGGGUCACAGUCGCAUUGCCGGUACGGCUGAACACCAGAUCUUGGCCUUGGCUGAUUUACGCUUGGGGUCGGUCUCCUCAAAGGUCAAAGUUGAGCCACGAUGUGAAAAACACUCGGGUGAAAAGAAGAGGUUCUUCUGCGAGACCUGCGACAAGUUGAUCUGCAGGGACUGCACCAUUGUUGAUCAUAAAGGGCAUCACGUUAUUGGGAUUGGCGAUGCUGCGUCUCGCUUCAGAGACACUACAAAACAGCUAAUGACACAAAUGGAAGAACAGUUGUCUGCUGUUCGAGAGAGAACCGAGCAAGACAAAGUUGGCAACGCUGAUAUCUCCGCGGCAAAGGAACAAGUGAUCAAACAAGCUGAGGUCGAGGCGACAAAAAUAUCACAAGUCGAGCGCAACAUUCUUCGGGAUAUUUCUCGUCGAGGGGAUCUCCGGGUAAAAUCUCUCGAGGUCUGUGGAUACACUCCCACUGCACAGCCAAGUAAACACGAUUUGAAACUGCCUGAAAAGGCGCAGCUGUACUCUCCAAAGGCAGAGACUAGGUUCAAAAAUGUGGAUAGCAACCUUCAGCAGUUCCAACAAGAAUGUCGUACAAUCCAAUCACAAGAUUUCUUUCUUACCCGGGAGUUGAAGGCCUUCAGAGACGAUACCCAAGAGGAAGCCAGUGGCGAUCAGGCCAGGGUAGAAGCCAGGAAAAAAGAUCUCAUCUUGCAAAUAGAUAUCAUCACCAACGACAGGGAGACCUUGAAGAACCAGACUGCUGCUUGCAUUCGCCGUGUGUGCCAUGCAUUGAAGACUGCCGCUGACCUGGUCGAAUCCGCUGGUGACGCGGACUUCCUCGAGCUCCACUCGGUGGUUGAUGCAGAUCUCAAGACGCUGGCACAAGAAGCUCGUGUUUUCAUCCCCGGCUAUCCGAAAGUGGAGUUCAAGAGCAGAGAUGGCUUUGAGCUCGGCGAUGUUGUGAGCCCUUCUGAGACAACUUUGAAAUUCCUGAGACAAAUUGAUGCCCAAAUCAAUUAUAAGCAGCAGCAAUCAUAUUCAUAUCGGUAUGACGGGCAAAGUACAGAGGUACGAAUGACGAUCAAUUUCAUCGCUGCCUUACAAAAUGAUGUGAUAGUGUACGGUUACAGAGAGGAUGGAAAAAUCAUCUCUACAGCUGCAAAACCUUACAACAUACAGUUGAAACCUGCAGGCCGCUUAGUCGCGUUACCUAAUGGAAAUGUCAUCGCUGUCGGUGCUAAUGGAGUUGCUCACUUGUACAGUGCCGAUGUGUUAACCAAGUUUAGUGGUUUUCCGCAAGUCGAGGGGGUCGAAAUUUUUAAACCUAUGCCAGCGUCAACAUGCACAUGGAGUCGUACCCCUUGCACCGCUGCUCACUACCAGGGUAACCAGAUUAUCCUUGGUUUUUCCAACCCUCACGAAAUCGCCGUCCGGGACUUAUCCAGUGGAUCGGUAGUUGGUCAAGCACCUCUCAGCAUCUCUCCCGAUUUCCUCGCAGUUACCCGCACGGGGCGAAUCCUGGUGGCCGCAAGUAACCCGGCUGUCGUCCAGGGGGUCGUCUUGAACCAGACCAACGCGUUUACAAUACACCCGACCUUUAAUGGCGACCGAAAGAAUGUGACAUGCCACGGCAUUUGCUGCGAUAGCCGAGACAACAUUUAUGUGGCCGUGUACUGUCAUGCUGCGACACACCAAUCCACAGCAUCUGGUCGUGCUGAAAGCAAAGUCCACCUUCAUCAGUACAGUCCGUAUGGUAGUUUCAUGGGUUGCUUGACACACAGUGGCGUAACUUGCGUAACUUACGGCGUUGGCAUUGCAGCGACGGGGGAUGAUACCCUUGCUGUGGCAGGUCCAUAUCAAAUCCAGUUGUUCAAAAUUGAGCAGUAGACCCAAAGCAUGUGUUGCGUGUUAC
Messenger RNA from Patiria miniata (bat star), 2308 nucleotides. RefSeq lists its product as uncharacterized. Gene Ontology annotation, biological process: positive regulation of DNA-templated transcription. Bases 1 to 2283 code for a protein of 760 amino acids. Gene Ontology annotation, cellular component: chromatin; nucleoplasm. The record is from RefSeq and is a predicted model, not a curated record. The transcript has 2 exons. Gene Ontology annotation, molecular function: zinc ion binding; ubiquitin-protein transferase activity. NCBI's taxonomy places the organism in Eukaryota, Metazoa, Echinodermata, Asteroidea, Valvatida, Asterinidae.